Molecule: messenger RNA, 372 nt
Organism: Canis lupus familiaris (dog)
Lineage: Eukaryota; Metazoa; Chordata; Mammalia; Carnivora; Canidae
Product: BET1 homolog
Exons: 1
Coding region: 76-372 (98 amino acids)
Biological process (GO): vesicle fusion with Golgi apparatus; endoplasmic reticulum to Golgi vesicle-mediated transport
Cellular component (GO): SNARE complex; Golgi trans cisterna
Molecular function (GO): SNAP receptor activity
Source: RefSeq, a predicted model, not a curated record
AAGACGCCGUCCGGGGUCCCCUGGCCCCUUCCUACCCACCCCUCCAUCUGCUUUUUUCUUCCCUACUCUGGCAGGAUGAGGCGUGCAGGCCUGGGUGAAGGAGAACCUCCUGGCAACUAUGGGAACUAUGGCUAUGCUAACAGUGGUUAUAGUGUCUGUGAAGAGGAAAAUGAGAGACUCACUGAAAGUCUCAGAAGCAAAGUAACUGCUAUAAAAUCUCUUUCCAUUGAAACAGGCCAUGAGGUUAAACAUCAAAAUAAAUUAUUAGCUGAAAUGGAUUCACAGUUUGAUUCUACAACUGGAUUUCUAGGUAAAACUAUGGGAAAACUGAAGAUUUUAUCUAGAGGGAGCCAAACAAAGCUGCUCUGCUAG